CCUGCUACUCUACACUUGGACAUCACCACUGAGCAGUAGCCAUGGGUCUGAGCGGCUAUGGGAAGGUCAUCAUUCUGGCCAUCUGUGUGACCGGGUCAUGGCAGGUGGAAACAUCCGCGGAAUUCAAGAGCUGCGAAAGCGCAUGCAGACACAGAAGCCGAUGGAUAUCACCUUCGUCGUCGACGCCUCGUCCAGCAUAUGGCCAGAUAACUUCACCAUGGGAUUGUGGUUUGUGGAAGAUUUUGUUGACAUUUUCCAAGUCCAGCCUGACAUGGUCCGAGUCGCCGCCGUCUCCUAUGGUGACAGGGUGUACACAGAGGACGCCUUUGGGUUUGAUGAAUACACCAACAACGUGGACCUGAAGAAAGCGAUCACUGACAUACCGUACAGAGAGCUGGUCCGGCUACUGGAGACUGGGGCAGGCAUCAGGCACAUGAGGGAAACGUUCCUCCUAAUGCUCGCAAAGAUGUGA
This is a messenger RNA of Haliotis rubra (blacklip abalone), 472 nucleotides long. Its product is annotated as von Willebrand factor A domain-containing protein 2-like. Lineage: Eukaryota; Metazoa; Mollusca; Gastropoda; Lepetellida; Haliotidae. The transcript is spliced from 4 exons. Bases 98 to 472 code for a protein of 124 amino acids. The record is from RefSeq and is a predicted model, not a curated record.